This is a messenger RNA of Microplitis mediator, 4245 nucleotides long. RefSeq lists its product as uncharacterized. The transcript has 14 exons. NCBI's taxonomy places the organism in Eukaryota, Metazoa, Arthropoda, Insecta, Hymenoptera, Braconidae. The coding region runs from base 26 to 4132 and encodes 1368 amino acids. The record is from RefSeq and is a predicted model, not a curated record.
UCUAAAUUUAAAAAUUUUAAUUGUAAUGGCGGCAUUAAAAUUCAUAUUUAUUUUACUUUUUGUAAUAAAAAAUAGCCAGGGGUUUAUGAAAGAAAUAUUUACGAGCACAGACUUGGACUCUUAUACGAUGAAUUUUGUUAAUAAUAUUGAAUUAAAAUUAAAAAGUAAUUGUGUGUAUGAUUAUCCGGCCACAAGAUUCCAAAGAAGGUUUGCGGUAAUGAAUACUCUGAAGGAUAUGAACAAAAUAAUGUGCGAGUUUAAAUACAACAAUGGAACGGAAACAUUUCCGUGGAAAUCGAUCAUCGAAAAGUUUGACUACUUCGAGUAUUCCUAUGAGCUGACGAAUAUGAUGAGGAAAAUAAGCAACUACUGGAAGGCGCUGGAUCAGUCCUCGAAAGUAAAUGAUUAUGAGGGAAGUUCUUUGAUGGUUGGAUGGGGACCUUGUGAUAACGUGGACGUACAAUUUAAUUGGAAGUCAAUAGUUGACGCGGAAUUGUGCAAUGGAGAUAUCAAUGCAGUUUAUGCUACAUUUAUAAACGCUAUCAAAAACAGAAUGGAGAAAUAUGCCAGUAAAAUAAAUAUAUGUGAAAUAAAAUCAACGUUGAAAGAAGAGAUGGUUGCAUUUUUCCAACAAGGAAUAAAAGCUCACAUCCAAAGAUUUAUUUUGACCGCCUUCGAACUCUCCGUUAAAUCACAAUGUAGAGAAUCCUGCAUCAGCAACGAAAUCGCGGGACUGAAACAACAAUUCAUGAAAACUAUUCACGAUUAUCAAGAGUUGCUCAUGAAAACUAUGGCAGGUUUCGCGCAAUUUAUCAAAAAAUGUGACGCGCCGAAACCUGGACCUUGUGAUUAUUACCCUUGCGGUCAACCUGACCCCUGCGAUCAUACCUACCCCUGCGGUAAACCUGGCCCCGGCGUCAAGAAUUAUAAUCACAUUGAAUUAGAAAGAGCUUAUCAGACAAAAAUCGUAAAUGAGAAAGAGUUAUCGAAAAGUCAAUCAUGUUCCCACAAUUGCGAUCUCAGUAAAAUUUCCGAUCUUAAUACAAAUGGAGAGUGCAAAAAAUAUCUGGAAUGCAAAUUUAUAUCGAAUAAAUAUGACGUUUGUGAAGCGAACGAUAAAAAACGUCGCUAUGAGUGGUUCAAAACCGACGAUGGCGCAACAUAUGGCAACGGUAAUGUUUGUUAUGGUAGAACGACUUCCUUCUCAAGUGUAAGCGAUUUCUGGACAUCAUUUACCAUGAAUUCUUGUGAUUACUGCGUUUGCACAUGUGUCGCUAAGCCUAAACGCGACGACCAUGUUCUCACGGCAAUAAGUUUCCGGGAACAGGUUACAGAUUUUCAUAACGAAAGAGUUGUCGUAGGAGUAAAAUUCGUUAAAAAAGGCUUCAUGGUCCAUCUCCAAAUAGCCGAAGCAAAAUUAUUGCCGUACGGAAGAAUCGAUCAGUCAUCAGUAGCAUGGAAGCCACUUGAAGACUUCGAUUACAACGAAAGCGAACAAAAGUUCUACGUAAAAUCAGGCUACGGAAACAUGAAGCCCCUCUCCCUGGGAAAAGACUACGGUCAUCCUUCGGCAAUAAAUCUCGACGACGUAAUGGCACCCACUGAUUACAUCGUCACCGGAGUGAGAUUCCGCUACGCUGGCGACUCGCCCGAUUGUCCCGUUUUCCAAGAGGGCGCCAUCGAGUUGCAGAUCCAGAUCAGACGAUUCGAUUCCGCGGAGGGCCACAUUUCCGAUAACUACAAGCCGCGUUGGGUUUCCGCUGGCAACAGUAAAAGAUGUGAGUUGGUCCUCGAGGAACCCGACAACCCUCUCAAGUCAUACGAAAACAACCAACUGUCAACCACUAAUCAGUUCGUCAAAUUCCGCCCGUCAGACCUCCGUAAGGACGCAGGGCAAUCGACUGUACCCUUCUUCGACGCUUCUGAAGUUACAGGCAGCCCUCUGAUGCCUUUCAAAGGACUCGGGCUCUAUCAUCGUGGCAACAAAGGCUCCGGAGGAUUCUUGGCCCUCAGAGUCUACGAUUUCGAUUCACGUUCCUACACUACCUCUGCUGUCAACAAAAAUGCGCCUCCUUCAAAUAGCAACCCCGGCUUUGGAGGCAGAAUGGGCUUUUUCCAGUUUCUUGGAAAUGUCGCUAAAUUUCCGUUUGAAUUGACGCAUGACUUUUUUAAAAACUUGCGUAAUAUGAAGGAGCAAAGGAAUGAGAAGUUAAAAGGAAUCAUGAGAGAUAUGAAGGCAAUGAUGAUUAAGAACGAAUUAGUUGAAAAGGAAGCGAGUGAAUUUCCUGGGAAAGUUAUCAUUGAUAAAGUGAAUGACUAUGAGUGGAGUAGCCAAAGACAAAUUUCUUUUGAAAUGACGAACAAGAUGAUAAGAAUAAGAAACUACUGGGAGGUGCUUAAUAAUUACGCGCUUAUUGAUUAUAACGGAGGUGAUCCGAGGAUCGGGGCUCCUAUUUGCGCUCACAUGGACUUGAUGUUUGACUGGAAGUCCAGAGUCGACAUGGAUUUUCGUGAAGGAGAUAUUAAUAGAGUUUAUGCUGACUUUGUGAUGACUGUUAAAAACAAAAUGGCGCAAUAUGCUAGUAAAAUAAAGCCAUGUGAGAUAAUAUCAACCAUAGAAGACAGUCUCAUAGAAUUUAUUCAGCGAAUAUUGAAAUCUCACCUUCAGCGAUUUAUUGUUGCGGCCUUCAAAUUGUCUGUUACUUCCCUCUGUCGUAAUAAGUGCAUGAGUGAUGAAAUAAACGAAAUGAAAAAAAUUUUAAUCAAAAAUCUCGACGGUUUUGAUUAUCUAACAGAAUUAUUGAUCAACGAAUAUUUAAAUUUCAAAGAUAAAUGUCAAUCGAAACCAUCAACUCCUAAACCGCCACUACCUGGCAACUAUAUUGAACUAGAAAAAAUGUAUCAGUCAAUAAUAAUAAAUGAAAGAGAUUUAUCAGGCGGGACAUGUUCCCACGAUUGUAAUCUCCAGCGAAUUUUCCAAGUCAAUAAAAAUACCGAGUGUAAAAAAUUCGAACAUUGCGUUUAUGUUUCUUCAAAAUUAGACAUUUGCAAAUCGAAUGACGGGAAACGGCGCUACGAAUGGUUCGGAAAUAAUGAUGCUGCAUUGAAAUUUGGUGACAAUACAGUUUGCAACGGAGAACUGACGUCAGUUAACAGGAAAAUGAAUUCGUGGUCAUACUACUCGGAGCCUUGUGACUACUGUGUGUGCACAUGUGUCGCUAAACCUAAACAUGAUGACCACGUGGUCACGGCGAUGAGUUUUAGGAAACAGAUUGCGGACGUAGCUAAUAACAGAGUUGUCGUAGGAGUAAAAUUCGUUAAAAAAGACUACAUGGUCCAUCUCCAAAUAGCUGAAGCAAUAUUGUUGCCGGGCGGAAAAAUCGAUCAGUCAUCAGCAGCAUGGAAGCCACUUGAAGACUUCGAUUACAGCGAAAGCGUAAAAAAGUUCUACGUAAAAUCAUACUACGGAAACAUGAAGACCCUCUUGUUGGGAAAAGAUUACGGUCAUCCUACGGUAGUUUAUCUUGACGAUCUAACGGUGUACAAAGACUACAUCGUCACUGGAGUGGGAUUACACUACGCUGACACGCUCGAUUGUCGCAUUUCCCGACAGUGUGCCAUCGAGUUGCAGAUCCAAAUCAGACGAUUCGAUUUCGCGACCGGUCGCAUUUCAGAGUAUUACAAGCCGACUUGGGUUUCCGCUGGCGCCAGAAACAGACGUGAGUUGGUCCUCGAGGAACCGGACAACCCACUCAAGUCAUCAGAAAACAAUCAACUGUCCAGCCCCGAUCAGUUCAUCAGAUUCCGCCCAUCAGACCUUCGCAAGGACGCCGGUCAAUCUACUGUACCCUUUUUGGACGCUUCUGAAGCCGUAGGCAGUCCUCUGACUCCUCUCCAAGGACUCGGGCUCUAUCAUCGUGGCAACAAAGGCUCCGGAGGAUUCUUGGCUCUCAGAUCUGUCCCUCUGAAUUUGUACCAACUCCCAGUCGGUGAAAAAAAAAAAAAAAUCCAUCCACGUCCUACUUCCUCAGACUAUGAUUGCAACCUCGCCGAUGCAAUCAAGGAUAUGAUUGAAUUUCCCCAUAAAGUAGCUAACGAAUUUUUCGACAAUUUGGACGAUUACUCUCUUUAAUUUUCAUAGGUAUCGAUUUAUUAAAUUUUAUUCAUUAGUAAAAAAUUCUUUUACAUAUGUUACAUUUACUUACAUACAUUUCUACAUAUUGCUGUCACACACAACAACAUAAU